This is a messenger RNA of Asterias rubens (European starfish), 3903 nucleotides long. RefSeq lists its product as uncharacterized. The coding region runs from base 1 to 3903 and encodes 1300 amino acids. Lineage: Eukaryota; Metazoa; Echinodermata; Asteroidea; Forcipulatida; Asteriidae. Gene Ontology annotation, molecular function: nucleic acid binding. The transcript has a single exon. The record is from RefSeq and is a predicted model, not a curated record. Gene Ontology annotation, biological process: DNA integration.
AUGGCACAUCUACCCCAUCUAUCACAACCUCCGGCAUUGGAUCUGACUGGCAACCUUGCCGAGAAUUGGAAACGGUUCAAGCAGCGAUAUACAUUGUAUAAUAUAGCUUCAGAAUUAACUGAGAAAGAUGAUAAGACUCAGACAUCAACUCUCCUUCAUAUCAUAGGGGAGGCAGCCCUCGACAUCUACAACACAUUUAUUUUUGAAUCGGAAGAUGAUAGUAUGAAACAAGAUGUUGUGCUAAAGAAGUUUGAGGAAUACUGCAUGCCGAAGCGCAAUAUCACAUUUGAACGCCACAGAUUCUUUACCAGAGAUCAGCAACCAGGAGAAACCAUUGAUCAGUAUGCUACGGAACUCCGUACCCGCAGUAAAUCUUGUGAAUUCGGCGAGCUUAAAGAUUCGCUAAUCAGAGAUCGCAUCAUUUGUGGAAUUCCAGAGGAUAGCUUAAGAGAGAGACUCUUAAGGGGAGAUAACCUCACUCUGGAAAAAGUCAUGCAGCUAUGCAGAGCAGCAGAAACCACAAAGCUACAAGCAAAAGAGCUAGCUCCAUCCGGCAAGCCAGUAGUAGAUGCAGUACGAGCAAAAGAUCGAAGAUCGAAUGGCAAAGGAAAUUUCUCCAAAAAGUCUCCACAUGCUUCGAAUAAGGGUAACAAGACAUGUUAUCGAUGUGCCCAAACACACGAGUAUGGUGCAUGCCCUGCUCAUGGAAAAACGUGCACAAAAUGUGGAAAAAUAAAUCACUUUGCAAAAGCCUGCAAGGGUGCACAAAGCUCUCCGUACAGACAGAAAAAUGUACACAACAUCACUGAAACUCCAGAAGAUAUGGAAGAAUUCUUUGUGGAUGUGAUAGACGGUGAUUCAGGCAACGAUGAAUGGAAACUUCAACUCCAUACACAUGGUAUAAAAGUAAACUACAAGUUAGAUACAGGGGCUCAAGCAAAUCUCCUUCCUGAAAAGCUGUUUCAACAAAUGAAACCACAGCCAAAGCUUCACGCAGCAAAAGUAAAGGCUACAGGAUAUUCGGGAGUAGACAUACCCAUCACCGGCAAAUGUAUGGUGAAAGUGCAACACAAAAGUAAGAACUACUUCAUUGCAUUUCUAGUCACACCAGGUAAUCAUCAGCCAUUGUUAGGGUUGCAAGCUUGUGAGAAGAUGAACCUCAUAAAAAGAGUACUAAACAUCACUAAAACACCCCUCGAAGUAGAAGAUUUUGCAGAUGUGUUCACCGGGUUAGGAUGCCUACCUGGAACACACCACAUCACAACAAGUGAAGAUGCCAUACCUGUCCAGCAUGCAUGUAGGAAAGUGCCUUUUCCUCUACAGGGAAAGCUCAAAGAAGAGCUGGACAAAAUGGAGCAAAUGCAGGUGAUCACAAAGAUAGACCAACCAACAGAUUGGGUGUCGUCACUCUGCGUCGUUGACAAGAAAAACGGCAAGCUCCGAGUGUGUCUGGACCCACGAGAUCUAAACCGGGCAAUCAAGAGACAGCACUACAAAUUGCCAUCUCGUGCUGAAAUUACAGCACACUUUGCAGGAGCAAAAUUCUUCAGUAAACUUGAUGCCUCAAGCGGAUUUUGGCAAAUCAAAUUAGAUGAUGCCAGCUCAGAACUUUGCACGUUCAUCACACCGUUUGGAAGGUAUCGUUUCCUUCGUCUUCCCUUUGGCAUCAGCAGUGCACCAGAGGUAUACCACAAAAUCAUCCAUGAUCUCUUUUCUGAAGUGCCAGGGGUCAACACAAUGAUGGAUGAUAUCAUCGUUUGGGGUUCAACUCGCGAAGAGCAUGACCAGAAUCUCCGACAAGUACUAGAGAUAGCAGAGCGUAAUAAUCUCAAACUGAACCGAGAAAAGUGUGAGUUUGGGGUGAGAAAAUUGACCUUCAUUGGAGAUGUCAUCAGCGACCAAGGAGUCUUGCCUGAUCCCAAAAAGGUCUCUGCUAUCCUCAACAUGCAGAAACCUCAAAAUAAGAAUGAUGUACAAAGAUUCAUGGGGAUGAUCAACUACAUGGGCAAAUUCAUUCCAGAUCUAUCUACCAAGUCAGCACCACUACGCAGCUUGCUUGACCAGAAGAAUCAAUGGAUGUGGCUUGAAGCACAGGAAAAGGCGUGGCAAGAACUGAAAGUUAUACUGACAACAGCGCCAGUGCUCAGGUUCUAUGACCCCAAAAAGCCCAUCAAGCUAUCAGCUGAUGCAUCAAAGAAUGGGCUCGGUGCAGUUCUACUACAACAGUAUGAUAAUGAAUGGGCACCAGUGGCGUAUGCAUCCAGAGCCAUGACAGCGGCCGAGACAAGAUACGCCCAAAUUGAAAAGGAACUGUUAGCCAUAACCUAUGCAUGUGAACGCUUUCACCAGUACAUCUACGGACAACAAAUAGAAGUGGAAACUGACCAUAAACCACUCAUUCCGUUGUUCACUAAACCACUGUGUGAUUGUCCAUUAAGAGUACAACGCAUGCUCAUCAGAGUACAACGCUACGACUUGAAAGUGUCUUACACACCGGGUAAAUUCAUGUAUACCGCUGACACACUUUCAAGGGCAGUCGAUCCUCAUGCAGAUAAAGACAGCUCCAAAGAGGAUGACAUUCAAGCCUAUGUCAAUACAAUAUUGACCAACAUGCCAGUGUCCUCUAACAGGAAGAAAGAAAUCGCCCUGGAGACAAAACGCGAUGAAACCCUCAAGACACUGAGCACAAUCAUCAAUGAAGGUUGGCCCGACGUGAAGAGCAAAUGUCCAGUUGCAAUCAGCGAUUACUGGAACGCACGUGAUGAACUUUCACAAGCAGACGACAUGUUGUUCAAGGGAACUAAAAUAAUCAUCCCAACAUCAAUGCGCCGAAACAUGCUUGAGAAAAUCCAUGAAGGUCACCUCGGCAUUGAGAAAUGUAAACGUAGAGCCAGAGAAGUGAUGUAUUGGCCUCGCAUCAACCAAGAUGUAGCUGACAUGGUAAAAAAUUGCAACUCAUGUCAAACAUACCAGCCAAAGCAGACGGCAGAAACACUCCAGCCGCACCCUACUCCCGACCGCCCAUGGCAAAAGGUAGGAGCAGAUUUGUUCACACUCAACAGUAAGAACUAUAUAGUCAUUGUCGACUACUUCUCACAAUUUGUAGAAAUUUGCACAUUGACAAGCACAACCAGCGGCACAGUGAUUAACAACUUGAAGUCUGUGUUUUCGCGACAGGGAACUCCACAUGAAAUGUUCACCGACAAUGGACCCCAGUUUUCCAGUGCUGAAUUCAAACGCUUUUCAGCAGAUUGGGACUUCACACACACCACAUCGAGUCCCCACUAUCCUCAGUCAAAUGGAUUGGUGGAAAAUGCUGUGAAAAUUGUCAAGAACAUGAUCCGCAAAACAGUUAACAGUGGCCAAGACAUCUAUAGAGCUUUGCAGAUUUAUCGCAGUACACCACUUGAGUGCGGGAAAUCCCCAGCAGAGCUGCUGUACAACAGAAGAAUUCGUUCCAAUCUUCCCAUGGUGGACAGCUUGCUUGGUUUUAAACAUCUGGACAGUAAAGCAUUCAAGCAAAGAAAGGACGCACAAAAGGAAAAACAAAAGGGUGGAUCCCGUGACCUUCCUCUACUUCAAGUAGGAGAUACCGUGAGGCUGCUGGAUACGACUAAGAAUAUGUGGUCUCAGGGCGGAGUAGUUACAGUCGCAUUGCCAAACCGUUCAUAUCAAGUAGAUACAGGCAAUGGCACGAGACGUCGUAAUAGGCGGCACUUGAGAGUUGCUUCACAACCGCCACAGCAGUGUGACUUCAUCGAGCCAUCAUCCAAAGAACAGGAUUUCGAAACAACCAUGACCGCAACAGCAGUUGAGCCGAACAACAACGACAUCACUCAACCAACAGCUACUAUGACCAGGAGCGGACGAGUUGUUAAGCCACCGAUAAGACUUGAUCUAUAA